Messenger RNA from Funneliformis mosseae, 471 nucleotides. Lineage: Eukaryota; Fungi; Glomeromycota; Glomeromycetes; Glomerales; Glomeraceae. The record is from the annotation of a GenBank genome assembly.
AUGUUUACAUUCCGUCAUCGUAUUGGUUUUCAGCAUUCUUUGGAUAUCAGCAUCGAAUUAGAGUAUUUUGAUGCUCUUUAUAUAACAAAUGCAGCAGUUGCAAAAGCGCUAUCCUCAAUCAUUAUGGCUUUCCCGUUGCGCGUACUUAGAUUAUCACUCUGUGAUAAAUGUUGCUUGGAAAAAUAUUAUGUAAAUCCUUCCUUACAGAGUAUUCGUGGUAAAUUCGCAGAACCUAACAACCUUACUGAUGAUACUGAUGAUCGUACGAGAUCGACUGACGGCACAUUUUAUAUACUAAUUCUACAAAUUAGUUUGAAAUUCAAAAUAUCAUUCCAGUCGAAAUUCAUUUCGGAAAUCGAAAUUGAUUUCAAAUAUCGAAAAUUUCAUUUUGUGCCACCUAUUCCAAUUACACUUAUCCUCAUUUCACAUCCCAUUGCUCUCUUCCAGUCGUUUAAAAUCCUGGGAUGGUAA